Molecule: messenger RNA, 5401 nt
Organism: Rattus norvegicus (Norway rat)
Lineage: Eukaryota; Metazoa; Chordata; Mammalia; Rodentia; Muridae
Gene: Them5
Product: thioesterase superfamily member 5
Biological process (GO): long-chain fatty-acyl-CoA metabolic process
Cellular component (GO): mitochondrial matrix
Molecular function (GO): long-chain fatty acyl-CoA hydrolase activity
Source: RefSeq, a predicted model, not a curated record
AACAUAGUGGAACAUGUGUCCUUGUGAUCUGAUGGAGCGUCUUUUGGGUAUAUGUGCAGGAGCAGUACAGCUGGGUCUUCAGGUAGAACUGUUUCCAAUUUUCUGAGAAAAUGCCAGAUUAUUUUCAGAGUAUAUUUACAAAUUUGCAAUCCCACCAUCAAUGGAGGAGUGUUUCCCUUUCUCCACAUCCUUGCCAGCAUGUGCUAUCACUUGGAUUUUUUUUUAUCUUAGCCAUUCUGAUUGGUGAAAUGUAAGAUGGCAUCUCAAGGUUAUUUUGAUUUCAUUACCUUGAUGACUAAGGAUGUCAAACAUUUCUUUAAGAGCUUUGCAGGAAAUGGGUGGCCUCCAGUUGUGUUUCCUUUGUUGCUUCUGUUUCCAUUUUUUUAGAUCUUGGACCAUUUUAUUCCUUUUCUUCACUUUUGGUUGUAUCUCCCUGUAUUUCUUUAAGGGGUGUGUUUAUAUCCUCUUUAAAGGUCUCUAUCAUCUUUGUUAGAUGAGAUUUAAGGUCAUAGUUGUAACACAUGGUCAGGUGUGUUAGGAUAUCCAGGGCUUGCUGUAGUAGGAAAGCCGGGUUCUGAUGGUGCUCUGGUGCACUGGCUUCUGUUGAUUAUCUUCUUGAGCUUGUCCUUAACCAUCUAGUAGUCUCUGGUUUGGGCUGGCCUGGUAGUCCCUGGGAGUAGCAAGCCUCUGGAACUAGUUGUCUCAGACAGCAGCAGGCCUCCCAAAAGGCAGGCAGGGCUGUGGGCUGGAGAAUGGAAUUCCCAUCCAAGAUUUCAAAUAGAAGGUUGGACUGGAAAGGAGAUGGGACUGCGAAAGAAAAAUGGAGGCAUGUAAAGCAGUGGGUGUACAGUGGGGUGCAGACCUGCAAUUGUAGGUACAGGUGCUGUGGUGGCUUAAAUAUGUUUGACCCAGGGAGUGGCACUAUUAGGAGGUGUGGCCUUGCUGGAGUAGGAAUGGCCUUGCUGGAGGAAGUGGGUAACUGUAGGACUGAACUUUAAGACCCUCCUAGCUGCUUUAGAAGUCAGUCUUCUCCUGGUUCCCUUCAAAACAAGUUGUAGAACCCUCAACUCCAUCUUCAGUGUCAUGCCUGCCUGGACGCUGCCAUGCUCCCACCUUGGUGAUAAUGGACUGAAUUUCUGAACCUGUAAGCCAGCCCCAAUUAAAUGUUCUCCUUUAUAAGAGUUGCUUUGGUCAUGGUGUCUCUUCACAGCAGUGGAAACCCUAACUAAGACAGGUGAGGACUGGAAGGAAGAUGGAGCUCCAGUAAGAUGGGGCAGAGCCCACAUCUAUUAAGCUUGCUGGGGUCCCAGCAGUCUCAAGGAUCGGGGCAUGUGUGUCUUACCUGGGUGUCCUGGGUGGGAGCCAGGAGGAACUGCAGUGGCGGGUACAGAACUGUGAUUGCAGGUAAAGGUAUAGACUGGAAGGAAGCUGGUUGGUUGGUUGGCUUGUUUGUUUGUUUUCCUUUGGGUCAUUUUUGUAUGUUUGUUUUUAUUUUGGAUUUUGUUUUGGUUUCUGAAACAGUUCCUAGAGCUUUCAAAUUAGAGCAUUAGACCAGGCUGUCUAGCCUAGAAUUCAAUAGAGAUCCACUUGCCUCUGCCUCUGAAUACUGGGGCUAAGGGUAUUUGUCAACACUAUGGUCUUGUCACCAUAUUUUACUAUUGCUUUGCUUGCUUGCCUGCCUGCCUGCCUGCCUGCCUGCCUGCCUGCCUGCCUGCCUGCCUGCCUGCCUGCCUGCCUGCCUGCUUGCUUGCUUGCUUGCCUGCUUUAAAGAUUUAUUUUUGGCCCUGGUUGGUGAUGUACAUCUUUAAUCCUGUGAGUUGGGAGUUAGAGACAGGUGGAUCUCUAAAUUGCCAUCAGCAUGGUCUUCAGAGUGAGACACUGUCUUUAAAAGGUUUUUUUUUUUCCUUUAGUUAUGCGAUGUGUAUCUGGAUGUGUGAGUGUAUACUGUGUGGGGUGUCAGAUCCUCUGAAACUGGGACUCAAGCUCAAGUCCUCUGUAAGACUCAUACUUGGUCUUUAAUUGCCACACCAUCUCUCCAACCUCCUAUAUUUUGCCUUUUUUUAAUAUAAUAUUUUAUUAAUUCUUUGAUAAUUUUGUAGGUCUAUGUAAUAUAUUUUGCUCAUUUUCUCCCCCAUUCCUCCCUGUAACUCCUCUCAGAUCCACCCUUACUCUACUUUGUCUACUCUCUCCUUUUUACAAAUACUAAUCCACCAAGUCCAAUUUUGGUUACCCAUAUACAUGUGGGUGAGAGGUCACACACUGGAGCAUGGUCAACCUACUAGAAGCCACACCCUUUUAAAGAAAAAUGACUCUCCCUCCCUGAGAGGAUACACACUUGUCAGUGGUUCCUUAGUAGGACUGGGGACUUAUGAGCCAUUCUGGAAUGUUGAUGGUUUAAUCUUGUGUGGGGCUUAGAAGGGGAACCACUGUGAGUUCAUGGUGCUGUAAUGUACAGAAGGCUAUGUUUUUCUCCAGUCCUCCCUGACCUCUGGCUUUACCAGUCUUUCCCUCCCCCUCUUCCACAAUGGUCCCUGGGCCUUGUGGGAAGUGGACAUGGUAUAGAAGACCCACUCGUGGCUGAGCACUCCACAGACAUUCAUGGGCCGUACUUUAUAAACAUUUGAGGAUCUCUUUGUCAACCACCGUCUACUGCACAAAGAACCUUGGUGAAGACUGAGACUGAACUGAUCUAUGGGUACAGACAUACUUUCAGAAAAUAAUAAUAGACCGCUGGGUCCUACACGCUCCCCAACAGUGGGUUCUUGGCCAGACCUAUGUUUUCUCCAGUGGAGCAGGUCUUCGGUCCGAUCAGAAAGCAGUUGGUUGCCCCGAUAACAUUCACACCACGACUGCAUCCACAAACAUGGCUUUCCACAUCAGUUAUUACCGUAGUUCACAGGGCCACAUGUUGCUUCUUGAGGCAGACAAUAAAUACUUUGAGGGCCUCUGUUUUCUUCCUUUCUCUCUUAAGGAGUUUCCCUCCUCUUAGGGUGGCUACUUUGAAGAAAGAUAAGAUGGCUGAUUAGUCGCAGCUGUUGUGUAACUGUCUUGACCAGCCUUGAACUUGUUGAGAAGAUCCAUUACCAGGAGCCUUGCUAGUAGAAAACAGAGACCUACAAGGCCUUUCUUUUAAGCUGCCAGGCUUUUUUUUUUUUUUUUUUUUUUUUUUUUUUUUUUUUUUGUCCCAGGUCAGGAAGGUGAGGAAGAAGCCAGCCAUCCUGGAAAUUCUUGCCUUUAGAACUUAUCAUGGGUCCUUUCCCAUCUCUCUGCCUACCAGGGAGUCUGUCCAACUCCUAGUCUCUUACAUCACACGAGCUUCACAUGCGUCUAGGCUUGUGUGCAGGGAAAGACCGCAGAGAUUCUUACAGCUCGUAUCUUUGCUGAGGCCACUUCAGGUUUAAGAAGAUUAUUAUCUCCUUGAUUGAGAAUUCCACAAAAAAACACACAACUCUAGGUGUGUGGUGUUUUUUUUUUUUGUUGUUGUUGUUGUUUGGUUGGUUUUUUUUUUUUUUUUUUGGUCUAGGAACCCAAGAUCAAGAUGCCCACCCCCUCUCACCUCCCCAACCUCCACCCCUGCUAACUUUUCUUAGCAUCUGUUAAACUGCUCGCUUAUGCAAACCUUCCCCUGCAGAUGUUGAGAGAGACACCAGAAUGUGGGUUUUGCCUUUAAAGCCCCUUGGUCUAAAUUCUCAGGGCUACACUUGAGUCCCCAAAUACCUGAGUGCCUGCCAUCCCAGCCAGCUGGAAUAAACAUGUUCAAUUAACUAUCAACUGUAUCUGAAUGGUCAUCUCUGGUGGGUUUCCUGUAAGGAAGGGAGAGGGGAAACAGGAUUUGUGGUCAUUCAUAGCCUUUCAAUGUGCAGGAACCCAUUCAUUCCCACAGGUGAGAAAUCUGAGCUUCUAGGAGUCUAUGAGCUAGAGUCACAGUCACAGACCUGUCAGGAUCUAUAGGUGGGCAGGGGCUGCCUAAGGGAUUGUGGCUUGUGCAGUCUGAUCUAGGUCCUCACAAGACCACUCGGAUCAUUCUGGAAAUGUUCUUGACUUCUGUACUCAGAAACCCAGGGCUGAUCUCUGGGUCUCCCUGCAGUGCUUUUUGUGCACAGGCCAAUCCUCCUGCCCAUUCAUGUUCAAGCAGCAUCUACCCCUCCCCAGCACUGGGCAGGGCUCUGGAGCCAGCUAAAAGCACUUGUGUUAGAGCAGCCCAGCCCAGUCUUGCAGUCUUCCCUUCUUCAGCCGGAGCUCUCUGCUAGAAGCAAGCCUGUGUAGGAGCGCCUGGCACUCACUUGUCCUCUGGAGUCAGCCACUAUUUAUCCAAGCAAAGCCUGGAUCCUGGCACUCAGCCAUGAUGAGAACAGGUUUCCAGGGGGUAGCAAGACUUGUCCACCACAAAGCUCUUUACAGAAGCCCCCAGACCCUGCCCAGACUCCACCUGGCCUCAGCGUUUGGAUCUUCCACAGAUUCCCUGGUUGCAAGAUUCUGUGGAGAGAAGACAGAUUUGAAGGAUUAUGCCCUUCCGAAUGCCAGCUGGUGUCCAGAUAUGCUGAGCCUGUACCAAGAAUUUCUGGAGAAAACUAAAUCAGGCAGCUGGGUUAAACUACCCUCCUUCAAGUCCAACAGAGAUCAUAUCCGGGGCCUUAAGCUCCCAUUUGGACUGGUAGCUGCCUCAGACAAACAGGACUGGCGCCUCUUUACAAGAUCCAUCCAACUGGAAGGGCAAGGUUAUGAGUAUGUCAUCUUUUUCCACCCAUCUGAGAAGAAGUCAGUCUGCCUUUUCCAGCCAGGCCCCUACCUAGAGGGGGCACCAGGGUUUGCCCAUGGAGGGUCACUGGCAGCCUUGAUGGAUGAGACAUACUCUAAGACUGCCUAUCUGGCUGGAGAAGGACUGUUCACACUAAGUUUCAACAUCAAGUUCAAAAACUUGAUCCCCGUGGGCUCUCUGGCUGUCCUGGACCUUCAGGUAGAAAAGAUUGAAGAUCAGAAGCUCUACAUGUCCUGUAUCGCCCAGAGCAGAGACAAGCAGACAGUGUAUGCCAAGUCCUCUGGUGUUUUCCUUCAGCUACAACUGGAAGAAGAACAGUCCGGGGAGCAGUGACUCUGCCUUGACCUUGAUGACUCAACAGCCACAUAACAAAGGGUCCCCAGGAAUCAGGGGGCAGACAAGAGCCUUUUAUAGUUGGAAUCAAAAUCGUCCACAGGCCAGAGAUAGCUCAGCAGUUAAGAACACUGGCUGCCAUUUGAUUCCCAGUACCAACAUGGUGGUUCACAGCCAUCUUGUAACUCCUGUCCAAAGGAAUCCAAAACCCUCUCUUGGGCUCCAUGGACUACCAGGCAUGCAUACGGUGGUGCCUUACAUGCAAACCAAACACCCAUAUACAUAAAAUAAAUUCAUGUUUUAAACUUU